This is a messenger RNA of Sodiomyces alkalinus F11, 507 nucleotides long. RefSeq lists its product as hypothetical. The coding region runs from base 47 to 397 and encodes 116 amino acids. NCBI's taxonomy places the organism in Eukaryota, Fungi, Ascomycota, Sordariomycetes, Glomerellales, Plectosphaerellaceae. The record is from RefSeq and is a predicted model, not a curated record. The transcript has a single exon.
AUUCGGAUAAGCCGCUACCGUACCAGUGCAUACAGCGAACACGACCAUGGCCUUGGGCCUGGGACGAGAAGCAUCAGGGCAAGAGGACGACAGCCACAACGACCCACCCAAGCGACAUCCAGCCAGACGCGGCUUCACAACCGAAACAAUCGAAAUCGUCUCCCCGUUCCCCCCCCACCCGCCACGGAUCGAGCCGUACAACCCCCUCUGGCCCAUCCACUACGCGCAAUUCGCAAAGGCCACCAAGCGCGCCCUAGGAGCGCGGGGGGUAGCCAUCCACUCGCUCGACCACGUCGGCUCGACCUCGGUGCCGGGGCUCCACGCGAAGCCCAUCAUCGACAUGGACGAGACGGUACGUUGCUGCGAAGAUGGAGGCGGCGAGGGAGUGUGUCACUAGGGGGGAGAGCGGGCGGGAGUAUAAUAUGCGCAAGGAGGCUGGCUUACGGGGGAUUUUUGAAAGGGCAUGUCUUGCGUAUGGGGUCGCUUUGGAGUACUAGUGUGUAGGGG